UAUUGUUUUGGCACCUUUUCAGCGCACUUCACAUCUGGGGUACCACUUAACAGUAAGCCUCAGAACGUGAAUAAACAUGAUGUUAACGUUGCCAGGAGCUCGAAGAAUCUCUAUUUUCUAUUCACAAGACUAAACCGCACAACAGGCCAAUUGCUAACUCUGGACAAGGAUUGGAUCCUGGCGUCAAAUUUCAACGCCAGCUGGCCUACGGUGAUUGUCUGCCACGGAUACACCCAAAGCUUAAGCAGCGAGAUCAACCAGCUCAUCCGAGACGCUUAUCUAGAAAUCGGGGAUUUCAACGUUAUCAUCCUGGAUUGGAGCCACUUAGCCCAAGCCCUCUACGCGACCGCGAUUGCCUCCGUCCCGUCAGUAGGCCAAGACCUUGGCUCCCUACUUCUGUUCAUCCAUGAUGUAACCGCGACUCCUUUUGAGACCAUGCAUUUGGUCGGCUUUAGCCUUGGCGCUCACGUUGCUGGGAACGCUGGACGAUAUACGGGGGGCAGGGUUGGAAGGGUUACAGGAUUAGAUCCCGUCAGCCCAAUCUGGCUCAUAAACCGCAACCGCAUUGCUUCCACCGACGGUAUCUACGUCGAAUGCAUCCACACUUACGGCAACAACAGGGGUAUCGCCUGGGGAGACGUCGACUUCUACGUCAACGGUGGGGGCUCCCAGCCAGGCUGCGUUCUUUCCAUUUGCAGUCACAACCGAUCUUACCAGAUAUUUGCCGCGACUGUUAAGUAUAACCACUUGGUCGGAAGACGGUGUGGUAACCAAGAUGAAAUUGUGGCGGCGUUUUGCUCCGGUCCUGAACUACGUUUGGGCAAUAGUGACGUGUAUAAGUCUGGAUCUGGAUUAUAUUACGUCAGCGCUGGGAGAAGCUACCCAUAUUGA
Cydia splendana is the source of this 891-nucleotide messenger RNA. RefSeq names its product phospholipase A1 member A-like. Gene Ontology annotation, biological process: lipid catabolic process. The transcript has 5 exons. The annotation marks the transcript as partial. Lineage: Eukaryota; Metazoa; Arthropoda; Insecta; Lepidoptera; Tortricidae. Gene Ontology annotation, molecular function: lipase activity. The record is from RefSeq and is a predicted model, not a curated record.